Messenger RNA from Purpureocillium lilacinum, 582 nucleotides. RefSeq lists its product as uncharacterized. Gene Ontology annotation, cellular component: mitochondrion. Gene Ontology annotation, biological process: protein folding; protein import into mitochondrial matrix; protein stabilization. NCBI's taxonomy places the organism in Eukaryota, Fungi, Ascomycota, Sordariomycetes, Hypocreales, Ophiocordycipitaceae. Gene Ontology annotation, molecular function: protein-folding chaperone binding; zinc ion binding. The record is from RefSeq and is a predicted model, not a curated record.
AUGGCGUCCAAGUUGCUGCCGCUCCUGCGGCACUCCGCGCGCCUCCUCCCGCCGCUGCGACAAUCAGCCCCAUCCGCCCGUCGCAUCGCACAACCCGUCGCCGCGACGGCUCUCAUCCCACGAACCCUCUUCUCGACGACGCCCCUCCGCGCUGCACACUCCAUCCCUCGUCCGCCCCGGCGGCGCGUCAGUCCAGACUCCCACGCCGCGGCCGCCCCAUCGGGCGCCGACACACCCGCCUCCGAGGGCGCCCGCCCCGACGCGCCGUCAUCCGCCCCGGGCCAGAACCAGGCCUACUACCAGCUCUCCUUCACCUGCGUUCCCUGCGGCCACCGCUCCCACCACAACGUCUCCAAGCAGGGCUACCACGGCGGCUCCGUCCUCAUCACCUGCCCCGGCUGCCGCAAUAGGCACGUCAUCAGCGACCACCUUGGCAUCUUCGGCGACCGCUCCGUCACCGUCGAGGACCUCAUGCGCGAAAAGGGCAACCUCGUCAAGAGGGGCAGUCUCGGCGAGGACGGCGACAUCGAGUUCUGGCCCGACGAGGACGUAUCAGCGACCAAGCCGGGCGGCUCGGCGUAG